This is a messenger RNA of Haliotis rufescens (red abalone), 3056 nucleotides long. RefSeq lists its product as uncharacterized. The coding region runs from base 1032 to 2003 and encodes 323 amino acids. The record is from RefSeq and is a predicted model, not a curated record. The transcript is spliced from 5 exons. NCBI's taxonomy places the organism in Eukaryota, Metazoa, Mollusca, Gastropoda, Lepetellida, Haliotidae.
GUAAAAUUCCUACGAGGUGUUACAAGGUGUUGCCACAAUUUCAAAAACUCCAUAUCGAGUUACACAAAUAGCCAGAAGGUUUAUAUAAGUACAUGGUCAACACGGUGUGUGCGGGAUCUUGAGGAUAAAGCAUUAGCUGUGAGAUUUGGAGGUCGGUGGUUCCAUGCCUGGCUGUGAAAGUGUUGUACUAAUGUGCGUGUUGCCACCAUACCGGAAUUAGGGGAUACAAGAAGAACUGGACACGCGCGCGCACGCACGCACGCACGCACGUUGAUUCACCCAACCGAUUGCAAACUCAGACCAGUGUAAUAGACAAUCAGUCUGUAUUAAAACUAGAUAGAAACUGGUUGAAACUGGGUAUGCAUGAGUGAUCCUUUCAGUCUCAAGAAGUUUCGUAUCUCCUAGUUAUCAUGUGCAGGGGCGGUGACUAUUGGUCUACCACUUCUAGGACGAGAUCUUGGUUUGAAUUGAGGCGGGUAUACCGAUCCCAUAAACGGGAUAUUGUGCUCGGGUGUACGUUGAAAUGUCGUGCAACUGCGGACUGGGACUCGCCAUCUUCAAGACGUCCUUCGGCGAUGUGGCAAUGGGCAGCUUUAAGUGACGACAUUUUCCCACUUCCAAUACGUCGCCAAACGUGUGACAAAUGUUGACUGCCGUUUCACCGUUCAUAGUCAUCAUCACUGCACGUGCAUUCUGCUUUUAAUUUCUUUUCCAUGACAUUGUGCACAACACCAGCAAACGAACAAGUGACAAACACAGUUCAUUCAAAUAUAUUACAUCUGUAUUGAAUGUGUUCAUUCUCACUAUCUUUUAUGCGUGUAUUGAUUUGAUGAAUGUAGCACUCGUAAAUAAAGCAGUGCAUACUGUAACAGUAACAAUAAACAGAAACCAGGAUCAGCUGAUAAGAGAAACUGUGCAAUUGGUUUACAAAUCUGUACAUGACGAAGUAGAUUAUCACGAUAUAUUAGUUUACCCGAUGUUUGCAGUUUGCUGGUUCAGGAAUCCGAGUAUUGCCACCUUUGACGACUAACAUGCCAGUCCCCCAGAGAGGCAGUCGAUGUACUUGGUACCGGCGAUCUACCAUCUUUAUUUUAGUUUUCAUGACAACCGUCUACUGCACAUCCAAAUUUCACUGUCCUCAAAUGGUUGAACUGGGCUCGUCAAUGAUUCUGACAUGUUACGUUGACGCUGCUGCAAAAGCUCACUCCUACGCAACACCGAGAAGAACCACUGCCGCGUCGUGUGAUCUGGCAGGCGGAAGGUGUAUACCAGUGGGUAACUUCGCGGCAUCAGUCAUCAACACGACGUGCAGUGUUCUCACUGUACCCAAGACACGGCGGUCACAUGGGGGUGUUUGGAAAUGUGUCGACGAUGCAGAUGAUCCAUACCCUGAGACUUGUCACGUGACUGUUGUUGAGAUACCAACGUGUGACGUAACCAGCGACAAGAACAUCAGCUCGCUCAACGAGGGCGACAAACUAGCACUGUCUGUGCACCUUUCAAGAGGCUACUGCUCUGAGCCGUUUCUAGUUACGCUGACAACUGGAAGCGUCAACAUCACCCUCACCAACCACACAGUUGUUAAUACCACAGUAUGGACCACAGAGUUCCUUGUAACAGGCCCACACUUUGGGGAGGUCAGUCUGAUGUACGCUUGUGGUGGCAGCAGCUGGAACGUGUCCUGUGAGGGUGUACAUCGACUGGCACAGGACGCACGGUCUAACAUCACGACAUCCUCAACACAAUUCAGUGUUCCUCCCACAUCAGAUGGACGGGACACAGAGGAGUCUGACAGCCAUACGGGGGUUAGUGUUGGGAUCACAGUUGCCAUUAUUUUCGUCAUCGUCGUAGUUAUCAUCUUUGUGAUCCUCUUCCUAAGAAAGAAACGUAAGAAGCCAACGCGAGAGAAUAAUCAGCCUCCACCAUCUCACGAUACAGUUUCAAUGUUAACAACGUCUGUUAACAAAGCUGAAGAUGGAACUCUUGAUAUUGACGAACAUUGAAAUGGACUCAUUGUUGACAGAUUGAGGUAACAUUGUACCGGGCGCGCCUGUUUCCUCUGCCCCUUCUGUCUCGUGGAUGGUUAGACAUUUAUCACGUUCCAUUGGCUGAAAUAAGACUUAAUAUGCUGAACAUGAAGGUUUAUAUCUGUUGAAAACGUAAAUAGUUGGCUUCGUCAUUAUGUCAUUAAGUAUUAUUUGUGUAUGUCAUUAUGGAUAUUUCCAUCAGUUACAAUACAAAGUUCUUAGUGUUAAGUUCUACGCCUCUUAUUGUUAUGAACCCAGUUCCUGUUAUCAUCACAGCUGUUAUCAUCAUUGCUGUUAUCAUCAUAGCUGUUAUCAUCAUAGCUGUUAUCAUCAUUGCAGUUAUCAUAGCUGUUAUCAUCAUAGCUGUUAUCAUCAUAGCUGUUCUUAUCAUUGCAGUUAUCAUAGCUGUUAUCAUCAUAGCUGUUAUCAUCAUAGCUGUUAUCAUCAUUGCAGUUAUCAUCAUAGCUGUUAUCAUCAUUGCAGUUAUCAUAGCUGUUAUCAUCAUAGCUGUUAUCAUCAUUGCAGUUAUCAUCAUAGCUGUUAUCAUCAUAGCUGUUAUCAUCAUUGCAGUUAUCAUAGCUGUUAUCAUCAUAGCUGUUAUCAUCAUAGCUGUUCUUAUCAUAGCUGUUAUCAUCAUAGCUGUUAUCAUCAUAGCUGUUGUUAUCAAAGCUGUUAUCAUCAUUGCAGUUAUCAUAGCUGAUAUCAUCAUAGCUGUUAUCAUCAUAGCCGUUAUUAUCAUAGCUGUUAUCAUCAUAGCUGUUAUCACCAUUGCAGUUAUCAUAGCUGUUAUCAUCAUAGCUGUUAUCAUCAUAGCUGUUGUUAUCAUAGCUGUUAUCAUCAUAGCUGUUAUCAUCAUAGCUGUUAUCAUCGGCGUUAUCUUCGUCCUGAGAAGGAAAUGUUUGUGUAAAGAACCAACGGUAGUGCUGCAACCGUCUCCAUCACCUGUCGAACUAAAGUACUCAUGGAAAUAAAAAAAAACUGUUUUGCUGGAUUUAAUAAUCGACACAAAGCAUUACGUAGAUGUAAAUA